UUCCCCCAAACUGGUUUCCAUCUCAUGAAACCGAAUCCUCCAGCUGCGGCGUCCCAGACGCCCGCCCCGACACGCCCCUCGCCCGCCGCCUCCCCACUGCGCCCCUGCCUUUGCCCGGUGCUGUCGGCUGCUCCGCCGACCACGGUCCCGGCACCUCUGCCCGUGCGCCCUUUGCCCUGAAGAUGAAGGUUUGGCUGUUGCUUGGUUUUCUGCUCCUGCACGAAGCGUUCGAGGAAAUUACUGGCCAACCGCUUCCCAAGAACAAGCGUCCAAAGGAGCCUGGAGAGAAUAGAAUCAAGCCUACCAACAAGAAGGUGAAACCCAAAAUUCCUAAAAUAAAGGACAGGGAUGCAGCUGAUGCCCCACCAAAGACUCAAUCUAUAAUGAUACAUAUGAUGGAUAAAGGCCGCUUCCAGAAGCCUGCAGCAACCCUGAGCCUGACUGCAGGCCAAACUCUAGAGCUUCGAUGUAAAGGGAACAAGAUUGAAUGGAGUUAUCCUGCCUAUCUUGACACCUUUAAGGACUCUCGCCUUAGCGUGAAGCAGCACGAGCGCUACGGGCAGCUGACCCUUGCCAACUCCACAGCGGCGGACACGGGCGAGUUUAGCUGCUGGGGGCAGCUCUGCCAGGGCUACGUCUGCAGGAGGGACGAGACCAAGACGGGCUCCACCUACAUCUUUUUUACAGAGAAAGGAGAACUCUUUGUACCUUCUCCCAGUUACUUUGAUGUUGUCUAUCUGAACCCGGACAGGCAGGCUGUGGUUCCUUGUCGAGUGACUGUCUUGUCGGCCAAAGUCACCCUCCACAGGGAGUUCCCUGCCAAGGAAAUCCCAGCCAAUGGAACAGACAUUGUUUAUGAUGUGAAGAGAGGCUUUGUGUAUCUGCAACCUCAUGCCGACCACCAGGGGGUGGUCUACUGCAAGGCGGAGGCUGGGGGCAAGUCUCAGAUCUCAGUCAAGUACCAACUGCUCUAUGUGGAAGUUCCCAGAGGCCCUCCGUCAACAACCAUCUUGGCGUCCUCAAACCAGGUGAGAAGUGGGGAUGACAUCAGUGUCCUCUGCACAGUCCUCGGGGAACCCGACGUUGAGGUGGAAUUCCGGUGGAUCUAUCCAGGACAGAAGGAUGAAAGGCCCGUGACAAUUCAAGACAGUUGGAGGCUGAUCCACAGAGGACUGGGGCACACCACAAGAAUCUCCCAGAGCACCCUGACCAUCGAAGACUUUGAGACCAUUGAUGUAGGAUAUUAUAUUUGCACUGCUCACAAUCUCCAUGGGGAGACCACAGUUGCUACCACUGUUGAGUCUUCCUGACUUGGCAAAUGAAGUACGAAGAACUGAUGGAAAGUUCAUUUGUGUCCAUAACCCGCUUCGGGGUUCUUUUGACUAAUGCUUUGCCAGAGGCUGAUGUCAAGUGCCAGACCCCACCCCCUGCCCUGUGAGUCAGACCCAGACAUCCAAACUAAAAGGAAGUCAUCCGGUCUAAUAAUAGAAGUGUUAACUCCUCUGACAGAGAGCAUGUAUUUUGAUUGCUUACCUAUCUCCAUGCAUUUCUACUUUUUAUAAUAAAAAAGCAUCGAUAUUAACUUUAUAUCCUCAUUUCUAUUAAAUAAGCAAGUUUCUGUAAAAACAAAAUGAGCUAAGUGUUCAUUUUUUAGUUUGUUUUGAAGCGCAUCCAGGAGGAUUUGCUGGCAAAUGUUUGGACCAUUACCCAAGAUUCUAUUUGAUACCACAACUACAACACAUGAGGACCUAAAAAUGCAGUAAUACAUGGGUCGGCCACAUCUACAAUGCAAAUACAAAGGUAUCAAAAAAUGGUGUAAACUUGCCUUUCUAAGCUGCCAUACUCAAAAGUACGAGUUCUAAAGGAGUCAUUCUCGAGUAUUUUUUAAAAAAUUCAACUUUCAAUAUAAAAUAAAUUUCCAGGUCAAGGAAGACUCAACUUCAUUUAGGCUUUUUUGCCAUCUUUAAAAAUAUUUAGACUUUAGCUGUUCCUAUUUUCUUACCUUAUCCAGAAAAAAUUAUUAAAAUCCGUCAAAAUUUCUCCAACACACAUAGCUGGGAAUUCAGAGAAGCUUACCUGUAAGUCUCACUCUGAAAGGCAGAUUUCAGCUCCAUGACUAAUUCUGUCAUUGCAUUGGAAGCUCCUGGGAAACAGCUGAAGAGAAGACAGAUGGCCACCUGGGUCUUGAGAAGGGCUAAAACUGGGUAACACUUUGGAGGAUGGAAUAGGUCCGAGGUUACAAUUCUUACAUUGAAUAUUCCAGCAUUAUUUAUUUGAUCAAAGUAAAAUACACUUUCCAUCACUACAAACUGAUCACAACUACAGUUUAUACAUCCAUAUUUUCAUGACGUGCCAACAUUUUGCAUCUUACGUGAAAAACAUUUGGUUUGG
This is a messenger RNA of Mustela erminea (ermine), 2391 nucleotides long. It is a transcript of the gene PDGFRL, whose product is annotated as platelet derived growth factor receptor like. Lineage: Eukaryota; Metazoa; Chordata; Mammalia; Carnivora; Mustelidae. The coding region runs from base 183 to 1310 and encodes 375 amino acids. The record is from RefSeq and is a predicted model, not a curated record. The transcript is spliced from 6 exons.